CCCAGGGAGCCAGGCUGAUAGGUCUAUACUAUGCUUUGUUCUAAACAACUUCCGGUCCUUCUACUUUCGUUUUAGAUUGCACCAUAUCUAGUAUCGUUUAAACAUACCACUGGAUGAAUACAUGUCGUACAUUGUGGCUCACACAUAGAAAGAAUGGCCACGUCACCGUCAGUUGAAUGGCGCCAGAAAGGCAAUGACGUUUAUAAAACCGUCACUGAUGGACUUAGCCCCGUGAUACAGAAAGAGCGCCUCAACAGCGCGCUCAACUACUACCAAAGAGCGUUGAAUGCGGCGGCGACCCCGAAUGAAAGAUCAUCGGCUGCCAAGAACCUUGCUAAAGCAUGCUGGAAAAUGGCCCCUGUCGUAAAGGCAAGAGACGAGAAACCGGAGAUCAUCCGAUUCUACUUCAAGGAGGCACUGAAAUAUUUCCGUGAUGCAAGAUCGGCCAGUAAAGAUCAGAAGCUAUCCUGGCUGGAAGAUCUUCUGACGUCCGCCAUUAUGUGCUGGACAGAGUUCCUGGGGUACAUGGAUAACGCCGACAUAGAAACACGGAUCCGCGAGCUGCAUGUAGCAGUUGACUACGUCAUCGAUGACGUCACACGAGCUGAGGCGUACCUGGAGAUAGCCGGUCACUAUUUCCAUGCGGGGAUAUCGGCACUUCAGGAGCGCGAGUACAAGAAAAGUCUGAGUCUGCUCAAAGAUUGCUGUUUCCCCUUGAACGAGGCGAAGCGGCUCGGCACAUCGUCGUCUGGCGUGCUGGAGGGGGUGGAGCACCUGGAGAGGGACUUCUUCGUGCAGAUGUGCAUCACGGAGUCCAUCAAAGCACGCGUUACCGGUGACGAACUCUUGUCGUGUGUGAUCCGUGACGAAGAGGUGCUGAACAUUGACAUGGUGUGGGAGAUCACAGACUGGUACAGGACGGCGAUUAUGCUGACGCGAGAGAGUGACUUAGAGAUGGAGGCAAUUGCCCACUCCCGUCUGGGGCGAGUCUAUGACCAGGUGUUGAUGAUGAAAGACAAAGCUAAGGAAAACUUCAACAGAUGUCUGCAUCUCGCCAACCUCAUGGUGCCAAGGACAUUCCAUAGUGAAGAUUGGCUCAUCUACGCCAAAUCAGCCCUACGACGCUACCAACAACAAACUGUCAGGGAGGAGGAGAUAGCCAAACAGGAGGAGAGGGCCAAGGUCAACGACGAAAUCAAGGACGAUCUAACGAAGAUCAACUCAACCUUUGAGAAGUCGACUAAGAUGGAGUUUUUGGAGUUUCUGUACAAGACCUACCCUCCCACAAACUCCACCUAUAAGAAGGAAGCCCUCCCAGACAAUCCCGACAUAAAGGGGGUAAAUAAGGUGUACUGCAAGGCCGUGACGCACUACCACCCCGAUAAAGUGGAUGUGGAGAAGCAUGGGCUCAAGUGGAAAGUGCUGAGCGGAGAGAUCACCAAGCUGCUCACAAUGAGCUAUGAAGAUAUGAAGUAGAAGGGGCGGUGGGGUAGUCUAGUGGAUACAGCGUUCGCUCGUUACGCUGAAGACUCCGGUUGGAUUCCCCACAUGGGUACUAUGUGUGAAGCCAAUUUCUCCGCCGUAAUUGUGCUUGAAUAUUGCUAAAAGCGGCGUAAAACCCAACUCACUCACUAACUCUGAAGUAGAUGAAGUCGUUACACAAGUUAACAUCACUCACAGAAUUCCAAGAUGUUUCAAAUCUAGAUUUGUACAUGUAUACUCAUUUGAUAAUUGUGUUGUGACGAGUCCGUUAUACAUGUUUGUUUGUUUGUUUGUUUGUUUGUUUGUUUGUUGUUUAACGCCGCACUCAGCAAUAUUCCAGCUAUAUGACGGUGGUCUGUAAAUAAUCGAGUCUGGGCCAGACAAUCCAGUGAUUUACAUCAUGAGCAUCGAUCCACGCAAUUGGGAUCGAUGACAUGCAUCAACCAAGUCAGUGAGUCUGACCACCCGAUCCCGUUAGUCGCCUCUACCGACAAGCAUAGUCGCCUUUGACGGCAAGUAUGGGUUGCUGAAGACCUAUUCUACCCCGGAUCUUCACGGGUCCUGUUAAAUAUGUAAUAAGAAACACACGUCUUAAGAAUGUAAUAGAUCUUAGAUUAUAUAAUGAAUAUAUUGUCAGCAAGCGUUGCUAACUGUCCAUCUAUUCGUACACACCGUAUCCAAUAUCAUGCAUUUAUUUAAGAAUUAAAGGACGCUGGGGAGUGUUAUAUUGUACGAUAAACAACGAGCCGUUUACUUCUGAUAUGAGGUGUCAACAUUAUUAAUAUUAUUAUAAUAUCAAAAUAUAUAUAAAAAAAAGAUUUUUUCAGGAUUUAAACAUAAUUACCCGUAUUUAAGUAAUGGUGAAACCAUACAUACAAUCCAAUCUCAGCAAUGUUGGGAUGUCCAUUUUAUGAAAGGGGGUUAAGUUUGGUAUUACCUGAAUAUUCAAACAAUUCUCACGUUGAUUAUCUUUUCUUCAAAUACCGAUUUCCCUAUCUCGCCAACUUUCGGAUGCGACCGUCUGGCCAUUGCGUUUAUCUGCGUUGCCCAGCUACAUCUAGGGGAAACAAUUCACUUCUCUCUCAGAUUGACCUGAUGUAUGUGAGUACAUGCUGGUCAGUGUUUGUCUUCAGCCAUGUUCUGUGUCUUUAUCAAUUUAAAUCAAAACGUGAUUAAGAUCCGGGUUAGAAUAGUUCUUUAGCAACCCAUGCUUAUCAUAAGAGGCGACUGAUAGGAUCGGGUGGUCAGGCUCGCUGACUUGGUUGUUGUAUAUCACCGUAUGCUCAUUAAACCAAUCACCGGAUUGUCUAGACUCGAUUAUUUACUGACCGCCGUCAUAUACUAGUACAUGUAGCUGGAGUAUUGCUGAGUGGGGCGUUCAACAACAAACAAAUAAACAAAUCAUGAUCAGAGACAUUUGUUGGUUUGUAUUUACAAUAUAUGUGUAAUAAAUGUGUAAUAAAUGUUGAGACGUUU
Molecule: messenger RNA, 2958 nt
Organism: Haliotis rufescens (red abalone)
Lineage: Eukaryota; Metazoa; Mollusca; Gastropoda; Lepetellida; Haliotidae
Exons: 5
Coding region: 154-1476 (440 amino acids)
Source: RefSeq, a predicted model, not a curated record